Ilyonectria robusta is the source of this 393-nucleotide messenger RNA. RefSeq lists its product as uncharacterized. Gene Ontology annotation, molecular function: NADPH-hemoprotein reductase activity; FMN binding; flavin adenine dinucleotide binding. Gene Ontology annotation, cellular component: cytosol. The transcript has a single exon. The record is from RefSeq and is a predicted model, not a curated record. Bases 1 to 393 code for a protein of 130 amino acids. Lineage: Eukaryota; Fungi; Ascomycota; Sordariomycetes; Hypocreales; Nectriaceae.
AUGAUCGGUCCCGGGAGUGGAGUCGCCCCUUUCCGCGCAUUCGUGGCGCGGCGAGUGCAGUCGGCACAGAACGGCGAGCGCGUUGGACAGUCUGUCCUCUUCACCGGCUGCUGGAGACCGGACGAGGACUUCAUGUACGAGGAAGAGUGGAACAUGAGCAAAGGGCUUCUCGAGCAUCAGUUCCAUCUGCACGUGGCAUUUUCACGAGUUGGCCCGUCCAAGGUCUACGUACAGCAUCUUCUGAAGGAGCUGGCCGUCAAGGUGCUGAGCCUGCUCGAGAACGAGGAUGCCCAUCUGUACAUCUGUGGUCAUUUCAAGAUGGCCAAGGAGGUGACCGCGGUCCUGGUUAACCUGAUUGCUCAGCGCCGGUCAUUUUCAGAAGACAAGGCUUGA